Molecule: messenger RNA, 621 nt
Organism: Thamnophis sirtalis
Lineage: Eukaryota; Metazoa; Chordata; Lepidosauria; Squamata; Natricidae
Source: RefSeq, a predicted model, not a curated record
AUAUGUGUAUUUCUUUUCUAACAUAGAGAGAAGAUAUAAUUAAGUUAAUUAAAGAGAUAUGUGGUUGUGGCAUUAAAUGCAAGGAAAUACCGAUGGAGCUAGUGUUUGUGAUUGACAGUUCUGAAAGUGUUGGCCCAGAGAAUUUUGAAAUAAUCAAAGACUUUGUUACUGCCUUAGUAGACAGAGUAACUGUAGGGAGAAAUGCUACUAGAAUUGGACUUGUUCUCUACAGCCUGGAAGUUCGGCUCGAAUUUGGGCUGAAUAGGUACACAGCCCAACAGGAUGUGAAACAAGCUAUCAGAAAGAUGCUAUACAUGGGAGAAGGCACUUACACAGGAACUGCCAUCCGCAAAGCAACACAAGAAGGCUUUUUUGGGGCUCGAACUGGUGUAAGGAAAGUUGCCAUAGUCCUAACCGAUGGGCAAGCUGAUAAGAGAGAAGCUGUUAAGCUGGAUAUCGCUGUCCGGGAAGCUCAUGCAGCCAACAUAGAAAUGUAUGCGAUUGGCAUUGUAAAUACUUCAGACCCAACACAAGUUGAGUUUUUACGUGAGCUGAAUCUAAUUGCAUCUGAUCCAGACAGAGAACAUAUGUAUCUUAUUGAUGAUUUUAAUACUCUUCCGG